Messenger RNA from Macroventuria anomochaeta, 1190 nucleotides. RefSeq lists its product as uncharacterized. The transcript has a single exon. NCBI's taxonomy places the organism in Eukaryota, Fungi, Ascomycota, Dothideomycetes, Pleosporales, Didymellaceae. The record is from RefSeq and is a predicted model, not a curated record. Bases 36 to 872 code for a protein of 278 amino acids.
CAGCUGUAGAGGCUCGCAGCCCAAAUCGCAAAGCAAUGUAUUCUCCGGCCAAGUCCUCGAAUGACCUCUCACCCCUCCUCCGCCUCCCCAUCGAACUCCGCCGCCAAAUCUAUACCACCCUCCUCCCCCACACCCUCGCCCUCGCCCUCCGCUACCAGCGCCCGCCCUCCCCCACCCCGCGCGCCGAAUACAACCUGACCUUCGUGCGCCAGCCCUCCUCCAGCGCCGGGUCCUGGAAGAUGCAAAAAACAUCCCCCAAAUCUGACCGCGAGACGGGCAACGACAUAGUUUGGCGGCGCGGUUCCACCUCGCUCUUAGCCGUAAACAAGCAGAUCCAUGAGGAGGCAGCAGACAUGCUGUACGGCGAGAACACGUUCGUGGUGGAUGUGACGUUUGACAAGAUCCUGUUUCGGUAUAGAUGGCGCGCGGAAAAUGGGUUGACGCCGAGCAGGCAGUUUGACUGGCUUGAGCAUUUUAGUCAGAGGAAUCUGAUGAGGGUGAAGAAGUACGUGGUGAAUGUGGAGAGUGUGGAUGAUUACACGGGAAUGAUCAAGUACAAUGUCGGGGGCAGGGGACUGCCUGCUGGUAUACGGGCGAAGGUGAGGGAGCUUGUGGAUCUGCUUGUGCUGGUAAGGGAGUUGAGGAGGCUGGAGGUGCAUUUGAUUGAUGGGGAUGUAAGCAGGCACAGAUUUCCUAGUGGAAGGGUGCAUAGGGUGCAGGACGAGAGCCACUAUACACAGACGCAGACGGUGUUGGAUCCGUUUAGGACGCUGUACGGGGUCAGGCAGGUGCAGGUCACGGGUGUGAGCGAGGAGUAUGCGAAGGCGUUGGAAACAAGCAUGGCUGCCCAGCGAGGAGCAGCACAUGCGUAAGAUAUCUUUUGGGUAUAUUGGUGUACAGCAACAUCCAUGCGCGCACCCACCCAGCCUGGUGACCGUACAUCCUGCGCCAGUAGAAGAUGAGAAAACCCGUGAACGCCAUGCUUUUGCCGGACCGUGAUGGAAACACUAUGCGAAGAGCACCUGGUCGCUGAGCGGGUCCUUCGCCUUCUUGACACCUCCGUGGGUUGUGAGGCCGAGGUCUGCGCGCCUGUUCCUUGUGUCUCUUUGAGCGUCUGUGCGGGUGUUGAAUCGGCCGGCCUUGGCCUUGAGCAGGUCUGAACGGAUCUGGUUGGGCGACACGAACUCCUU